Asterias rubens (European starfish) is the source of this 1905-nucleotide messenger RNA. RefSeq names its product nmrA-like family domain-containing protein 1. Lineage: Eukaryota; Metazoa; Echinodermata; Asteroidea; Forcipulatida; Asteriidae. The transcript has 5 exons. The record is from RefSeq and is a predicted model, not a curated record. The coding region runs from base 89 to 1003 and encodes 304 amino acids.
UGAAUCAUUACUCGAUAAUUGAUUGAUGCGUCUGUAGCAACGGGGACACCUGUCGUGCAAAGUUUAAAUUUUGGAAUAAUCGUUCAAGAUGGUGAUGGUAAUUGCAGUGUUCGGUGCCUCAGGCACGCUGGGAAACUCUGUGGCACGAGCAUUAUUGAGAGAUUCAACGCACUUUCAAGUGCGCGCAGUGACACGCAAUCCGAACAAUCCUGACGUAUUGGCCUUAGCAGACAAGGGAGCAGUCGUCAUCAAGGCUGAUAUGAAUGAUCGGGAAAGUCUGGUUCCUGCGCUUAAAGGAGCAGACGGGUGCUUUGUAGCAACUAACGUACCAUUUUCAGAUCCGAUGUGUCAGGAACUUGAAUACCAGCAGGGAGAAUGCGUGGCUGACGUUUGCAUGGCCAUGAAGGUAAAACACAUCGUCUUCAAUGCUCAAAGUCACGUCAGCAAGGUCAUCGGAGUGAAAGCCAGACACUACGACGCAAAGGCCUACAUUAAUGACUACAUGAACGAAAGGGAACUUCCACUCACCAGUGUUAUCCUCCCAUUUGCGUAUGAGAACUUCCUCGGGGAAUUCAAGCCGGAGAAAUACCAGCAGCAUGAGUACACCAUUGGUAUACCUAUGGGAGACCUGCCCCUCAGCAUGAUGAGUGUCAAGCAACUAGGGGAAGCAGUGUAUUUCAUCUUCUGCAACCGUGCCAGCACCGUCGGAAAAACCUUCUCCCUAGUUGGUGACAAGCUCACAAUAAAAGAAAUUGCUUCCACUUUGACGUCGCACCUCAGACCUAAUGUUGUCAGAGAUAUGAAGAUUACACUUCCGGAAUUCCAGAAGCAGAACUGUUUGAACCCUGGCAAUGAUGACAUCACCAACAUGUUUGACUUUUUGCAUAAAGUCACCCAAAGGUUCAGCAUUGAGACUUCAAGAAAACUAAUCCCUGACCUUUUGACCUUUGACCAGUGGGUGUCUCAGAACAGGGAAACUAUUUUAAAGCUAAUUCUGAAAUGAAUUGUUUUCUAAGGUACAAUUUGGCCGUUGAAAAAAAGGACAUAGUUGGCCUCUGACAGGCACCCCCUGAACAAAGAUUUUGAAAAAUAUGGAGACCACUUACCAGGAUGGCUGGAAGGGCAAAGUUGGUAGAGCGUCCACAUGUUAAUUCAGAGGUUACAGGUUCUAACCCUGUUGUCUUCAAUUUGUUUUGACCCCCAAAUUUAAUUUAAAAUAUCCUGUUCGUUUCCCUUGUCAAUUGCUUUGAUUAACUUUCAAACAAUAAGCCACAAGGGAAACUGCGGGGUAAAUUUAAAAUGAUGUGGGGUUGAGAAAGAGUGUGACUUGAACCACUGACCUCUGGAUUGUUUUUUAAAUUAAGUGCCAAUAUACUUGUGUCAUAUUCUGAUUUCAUUGGUUUAUAGAAAAUAUUCCAACAACCGUCCAAUUGUACGUCUCAUUUUACAUUUUUUAUAAACAACAUACCUGAAAUUCAGAUGUAUAUAUAUUUGUCAGCAAUGAUAUUCAUUAUAAAUGCGUGUUAAAUGUACAUUCUUUUUGUGUGACCAUUGCAAUAAUAACGAUCUUUCUAAUUGUGAUAGGACUAAAAUUGGAAAACAUGAUGAUUUUUAAAAGGAUUCCAGCAACAGUGCAGAGGAAAAUCAUGUCCCAGAAAACAGAGGUGUAUUUAACAUUGAAAGAAUUGUAUAAUACUAAAUUGAAUUAGUAAAAAGGUAAAGUAAAGACCUCAUAAAAUGAUGCAACAGUUUUGGUAAUUUUUUCUCAAAUUGUCAAAUUUAAAAUUUAGAUUUAUACUGGUUUUUGUUAGAAAAGUAUACUUUUUAAGGAUUUCAUGGUUAAAUUUUGGCUUAACCUAUAACUGUAUUUGUAUUUGUAUAUUUUGAAUCAUUAUUUACAUUGUA